AUGGCCGCAACGGCCGUCAUCGGAGCACGUCACGCCACGUUCUCCACCUCGGGGCUUCUCCCGGUGCUCGUCCUCGCAUUGCUGCUGCACGCGCCAGGCGCGUCCGCCCGCCACUGGUUUUGGAACGACGGCCUCUUCCGCGUUGCGCCCACACAGGAAACGAUGCCCACCGUCGCGAUCACCGCCGCGCAGCCCGAGGGAGCUUCGGCGGAGGCUGCCGCGACGCCAGCCCUGGCGGCGCCGGCGCCGGCUCCUACGGUAUCGUGCUCCGACGCCCCCGUGGACCCUUUCAUCGUGUCCGGAGCCGCGCCUGACCCGUGCGCUGCGCUGGCAGCGGAACUGGACCUGCUGUCCAUCACGAACGCGUUCGACAAUCACUACGUGUACAAGCACAUCGCGCUGGACUCGCCCGACCAGACCAACCUGCCGAGCACCAUCGAUAUUGUCGCGGAGCUUCGGAAAGUCGUGGCGAACGGCGAGGUGGGGAAGUACGCGCGGCUGGUGGACGCGCACAUGGCGGCGCGGCGGGCGACGUUGGCGCUCAACGACGGGCACAGCAUGUUCGACCCGCACUGCUUCGCUGGCGCCUUCGACUUGCCGCUGCCGCUCGUGGCUGUCGUCGAAAACGGCGGCAGCAAAUCAUUCGCGUUGCGCCGCGCCGAUGUGAGUUACACUUAA
Messenger RNA from Closterium sp. Naga37s-1, 678 nucleotides. Lineage: Eukaryota; Viridiplantae; Streptophyta; Zygnematophyceae; Desmidiales; Closteriaceae. The record is from the annotation of a GenBank genome assembly.